Molecule: messenger RNA, 1919 nt
Organism: Dermacentor albipictus
Lineage: Eukaryota; Metazoa; Arthropoda; Arachnida; Ixodida; Ixodidae
Source: RefSeq, a predicted model, not a curated record
GGAAGUUCCAGCUCUGUGGACUCCGUAAGCAAGCAGGCAAGCAAGCAAGCAAACAGCGCUGUCACCUUACUCGUCGCUCCGAAUCUCCCGACAGAUUUCAAAAAAGAUGAUGACCUUGAGCACCACGUCUGACGACAGCGGUGGAGAUUUCGGAGAGAACACUUCGGCCUUUGGCAUAUUCGACGGAGACAGCAGCAUCCUAAGUCUUGGCGUGGACGACACCGAUCACAACCUUUUCUCGGAGAGCAUGCCCAUGACAACGCUGGACACGGCGAGCAGCUCGGAGGACGAGUCGCAGGUGGGCCGGCUGGCUGCCUCGUUUUCGUGGCCUUGCACCGUCAACCAAGUGCUGGUGGCCACGGCCGCCGUCUUCCAGGGCCUGCUCAUUGUCGUUACGCUCACGGCCAUCAACAAAUACGGCAUCUUUGCCGGACCUGCUUCUAUUGACAAUGAUAUAGAACCUGCGAAGUAUUACGAGAAAGCCGACAUCCUGCAGCCAGAGAGGAAUGCGGUUGACGACUACGGCAGUGCCUCCGGCAUUCCAGAUUCAGACAGGCGGAGCCCGAAGUCGACGACAACGUUCGACGACUUGGCUGCCCUCGCCUCAGUUCCUAGCGGCCUGAAACGAGCUGCGGGCACGGGCCCCAAAGCCAACGGAAGCUCGCACACAUGGCCUUCGACAAUUGCAGACAGCGGCAACGGCAGCCGCGCCCUGAUGUGCCUGUUCGCGGACACCUUCGAGGGAGACUUCCCGACGCACCUGUGCACGCACCUGGUGUUCAUGAACGCCGUGAUCGACCUGCAGGCGCAGAUCAUCCGGCCAAACUCGGCCGAGCAGGGACGCGCCGUGCUGCAGCGGUUCGUCAACCAGCGUCGCGAGCAGGAGGAGGGCGGCGGCUGCCACUUCCUGGUGUCCCUGUGGGAGGCCCGGGUGACGGACACAUACCGCGACCUGUUCACCGACUGGUCGCGGGGCACCCGGGCCGCCACGCUGGCCCUCGGCUGGCUCCAGCGCACGGGGCUCGACGGGCUCGCGCUGCUCAACCUCGCGCUCACCUCGGACAGCGGGCCGGACUUCCUCAACGUCCUCAAGGUGAUGCGCGCCGUGAUGGGCGCCGACGUCAUCCUGGCGUUCGGCUUCUACCUUCCGGAGAGCUACCAGGGUAAAGAGGAGAAGCGACUCAUCAGGACGUUGCACCAGAUAGCUAACCAGGUGAACUUCACGGUGUUCGAAACGCACGACCCGCGGCCAGUUUCGUGCAAGGUGUUCGUGCCGAACGCCUACAACAAGCGCAACGACGACCUCGACGCCCCCGACCACACGAUACUGCAGUGCCUACAGUGGAGCGCGGGCCCCGCAGAGCUUUACCAGCGCCUGCCGGGCCGGCUGUGCGUGUCGCUCACCCUGGCCGCGUUCCGCUUCAUCGUGCACGUGGGACCCGGGCACCUGGGCGCACGCUGCUACAACUACUACCCGGCGUCGCCCAGACAGCACUGCCGGGACAAGCGGCCGGUGCACUUCGCAGAUGCGGCCAUCGGCAACUUCGCCGAGGUGCCCGCCGGCACGCAGCUUCAAUCUGUGCGACUCGAGGCCUUCGACACUGUCGCCACGCUGAGGAAAAAGAUGACGUUGAUCCUGGACGAGUACCCUGCCGUAUGCGUGGCGCUCUACCACGCGGACCUCGAGGACUACCGUGGUGUCUGCGACCCGGGCGAGCCUUUCGCGCGCAUCACCGCAGUUAGGCAGAUUAUCGACUCGAAACCACCGGCAGGGACAAGAUGAUGCCACGAGCCACCAGAAGGAGCACCCAGUGUCGUCAUUAUCUGCCAGGAUGCCUACUGCAACUCUUACUGUUUUUACACUUAUGUCGCGUAUUGUGCCAUUAACCAAAUACAGUUCACUUGUUCAACGAACACAA